AUGGAUGCCAAGGGCCCUGGCACCUUUAAACGGUCCUCCCUCAAACGCUCCGCUUCUGGCUCGCAGCGGGCGCAGAGAGCUUGGAUUGAGAGGACCUUUCAAAAACGAGAAUGUAUUCACAUAUUUCCCAGCAAGGACCCGACCAGAUGUGCCUGUGGUCAGCUGGCAACACAGCACCCGGCCAUCCCUCCUGGUGCCAACUCUCUAGAAGAGGCAAACCAGCUGGUACACAUUGACACCCCGAAGGAUAAAUGGAGUGUGAUCAAGCACACCAGGACCUACCCAACAGAUUCUUAUGGUGUAAUCGAGUUCCAGGGUGGAGGAUUCAUAAACAAGGCCAUGUACAUCCGGGUUUCCUAUGAGACAAAGCCAGACAACCUGCUGCAUUUGAUGGUAAAGGACUGGCAGUUGGAGUUGCCAACGUUGCUCAUCUCCGUGCAUGGAGGUCUCCAGAACUUCGACCUCCAGCCCAAGCUCAAACAAGUUUUUGGCAAAGGCCUAAUCAAAGCUGCUGUCACCACUGGAGCUUGGAUCUUCACGGGUGGAGUAAACACAGGGGUCUUCCGUCACGUUGGAGAUGCCUUAAAGGAGCAUUCUUCCAAGUCACGAGGGAAAGUGUGUGCAAUAGGAAUUGCGCCAUGGGGGAUCCUGGAAAACAAAGAGGACCUUAUUGGAAAAGAUGUAACCAGACCCUAUCAGACGAUGGCCAACCCGCUGAGCAAGUUGGCUGUGCUCAACAACAGCCACUCCCACUUCAUUCUGACCGACAACGGCACCUGCGGGAAGUACGGCUCCGAGGUCAAACUCCGCCGACUGCUGGAGAAGCACAUCUGUCUGCAGAAGAUCAACACCCGUCUGGGCCAAGGGGUCCCUUUGGUGUGUCUGCUAUUGGAGGGGGGUCCCAAUGUUAUCUCCAUUGCCUUGGAAAGUCUGAGAGACGAGCCUCCCAUUCCUGUGGUGGUGUGUGACGGCAGCGGUCGAGCUUCUGAUAUAAUUUCCUUCGCACACAAGUUCUCAGAGGAUGGAGGCCUGGUUAAUGAUGACGUCAGAGACCAACUUUUGGUGACCAUACAGAAGACUUUCAAUUACACCAAAAGCCAAUCACAGCAGAUCCUGCUCAUGGUUAUGGAGUGCAUGAAGAAAAGGGAACUGAUCACAGUUUUCCGAAUGGGCUCUGAGGGACAACAAGAUAUUGAAAUGGCCAUUCUCACUGCCUUGUUAAAAGGCACGAACGCCGCAGCAGCUGACCAGCUCAGUUUGGCUCUGGCCUGGAACAGAGUGGAUAUUGCUCGCAAUCACAUUUUUGUGUAUGGACACAAUUUACCACCUGCUGGUGCCAUGGCCUACACUACAACUACUCUAGCCCCAACCCAGGAUAAGCAGAAGAGUCCCACCACUGCCCCUCGCAACAAAACCAGAGGAAAGAAGGGGAAGGGGAAAGGAAAGGCAAAACCUGAACCUCCGGAGGAAACCGAUCCAAGGAAGUUGGAGAUAAUUCGAUGGGUGAACUCUCUGGAGCAGGCUAUGAUGGAUGCUCUGGUGCUGGACAGAGUAGAUUUUGUUAAGCUGCUCCUUGAGAAUGGGGUCAAUAUUCACCACUUCCUCACCAUUCCCAGACUGGAGGAGUUAUACAACACAAAACUAGGCCCUGCGAAUACACUUCAUGCUGUGGUUAGAGAUGUCAAAAAGGGAAACCUUCCCCCAGACUAUCAGAUCACUUUGAUUGAUAUUGGUUUGGUGCUGGAGUGCCUCAUGGGUGGAGCUUACAGAAGCAAUUACACCAGAAAGGCUUUCCGCAACCUCUACAAUAAUUUGUAUGGACUAAAAAGGCCAAAAGCUCUGAAGCUUCUAGGAAUGGAGGAUGAUGAACCUAGAACAAAAGGCAAGAAAAAGGCAAAAAAGAAAAAGGAGGAAGAGGUAGAAAUUGAUGUGGAUGACCCUGAGGUGUGUCGAUUCAAGUUUCCCUUUCAUGAGCUGAUGCUGUGGGCAGUGCUGAUGAAGCGCCAGAAGAUGUCACUGUUCCUCUGGCAACGAGGAGAAGAAGCUAUGGCCAAGGCUCUGGUAGCCUGUAAACUGUUCAAGGCUAUGGCCCAUGAGUGCUCUGAGAGUGAGCUGGUGGAUGACAUCUCCCAAGACCUGGAGAACAACUCAAAAGAAUUUGGCCAGCUGGCCUACGAGUUGUUGGACCAGUCCUACAAGCAUGAUGAACAGGUGGCAAUGAAACUCUUAACGUACGAGCUGGUUAACUGGAGUAACUCCACCUGUCUGAAGCUGGCUGUGGCUGCCAAGCAACGAGACUUCAUUGCCCACACAUGCAGCCAGAUGUUACUCACUGACAUGUGGAUGGGCUGCUUAAGGAUUGGCAAAAACCCCGGCCUCAAGGUCAUUCUGGGAAUUAUCUUCCCUCCUUUCAUUCUCUUGUUGGAUUUCCGUCUUGGAGACGAUGCGUCGUACCAUGCACCUGGAGACAAAGAAGAUGGAAAAGAAAAGGAUGAUGUCGCAAAUUCCGGCAAGGACCCUAAUGCUGAUACAACUUCACGAAAGGGGGAUGAAGAGGAGGGCAGCACCAAGGUCCGCAAAAUCCCCAUCGGCAAAAGGUUCUUUGAGUUUUAUGAUGCGCCCUUCACCAAAUUCUGGUUCAACACUAUUUGUUAUCUGGGCUAUCUGAUGUUAUACAAUUACAUAAUCCUUGUGAAAAUGGAGCGAUGGCCAUCUUUACAAGAGUGGACUGUCAUUGCAUACAUCCUUACACUUGGUGCUGAGAAAGUCAGACAGAUUCUGAUGUCUGAGCCAGGGAAGCUGAAGCAGAAGAUAAGUGUGUGGAUGGAGGAGUACUGGAACAUCACAGACCUGGCUGCCAUUUGCACCUUCCUUCUUGGGCUCAUGCUACGACUGCAGCAUGAGCCUUAUUUGGGCUACGGCAGAGUCAUCUAUUGCAUAGACAUCAUCUUCUGGUACAUUCGCGUAUUGGACAUCUUUGGAGUCAACAAAUACCUGGGACCCUAUGUGAUGAUGAUAGGAAAGAUGAUGAUUGACAUGAUGUACUUUGUAGUGAUCAUGCUGGUGGUUCUUAUGAGCUUUGGAGUGGCACGACAAGCCAUCCUUCACCCUGAUGAGGAGCCAACCUGGCGCCUGGCCAGAAACAUUUUCUACAUGCCCUACUGGAUGAUCUAUGGAGAGGUUUUUGCAGACUCGAUAGACCUCUAUGCAAUGGAAAUCAACCCUCCAUGUGGUGAACAUUUGUAUGAUGAGGAUGGGAAGAAAUUGCCUCCAUGUAUCCCCGGUGCUUGGCUCACACCUGCUAUUAUGGCCUGUUACCUACUGGUGGCAAACAUUCUUCUGGUCAACUUGCUCAUCGCUGUCUUCAACAACACCUUCUGUGAAAUCAAGUCCAUUUCCAACCAGGUGUGGAAGUUCCAGAGAUAUCAGCUCAUCAUGACCUUUCAUGACCGCCCUAUCCUACCUCCACCUCUCAUCAUCUUCAGCCACAUCUAUAUCCUCUUAAGCAGGCUGUUUCGGCGAUGUGCCAGGAAGAGACAAGAGGGAGAACUAGAUGAGAAGGACCGUGGCCUCAAGCUGAGGCUGAAUCCAGAGGAGCUAAAAAGUCUGUACGAGUUUGAAGAACAGUGUGUGGAGGAAUAUUUCCGAGAGAAGGAGGACGAGCAGCAGUCUUCCAGUGAUGAGCGCAUCAAGGUUACCUCUGAAAGAGUUGAGAAUAUGUACAUGCGUCUGGAGGAGGUAAAUGAGAGGGAGAACACUAUGAAGGCCUCCCUGCAGACGGUGGAUUUGCGCCUGGCUCAACUGGAGGAGAUCCAUGGUCGAAUGGCAGUCGCCCUAGAAAAACUCGCAGGAGUGGACAAAUUGGAGCUGACCAGAACAUUUUCCCGAAACUCAUCCGUGGGUGAUCCUUCCUCUCUACUUCGCCAGGGCAGUAUUAACAGUGCUGACGGUUACAGCCUUUACCGCUUCCACAUGGACAUGGAAGAGUUUGCAGCGAAGCAGAAGGAAACUGAUAAUCCUGGCAUAGAAAGAAAGAAGAGUUUUUGCACUGUCAAUGCCAAGGAGGGUAGUCAGACCUUAGAGGUUGGUGGUCUGGAUAGAUCGCGACCCAGUUCAUGUGUGGACAUCCUCAUAUCUCCAUGUGAACAAAAGCCUGUUUCUAAUGCAUCAAGUCAAGAAACCAUGAACAAGGCAGAAGACAGCACAAUGAUGCUAGACAGACUCACAGACAAGAACAGACUAAGACCUUCCUCUCUUCCAAACAGAACCAAAUCACUGAAAUGCUAUCCAGUUGAAGAGCAAGACACCUCUACCUUGACAAAGAGGAGAGCCAUGAGCACUAUCAUUGUAGGCCCUCCUGAUGAUCCAAUGGAAGCUGCUGAACCCACAAAGACCACCCAAUUGCCAGUGGGGACUUCCUCUUCUCCAAAGAGAACUAAAUCUCUGAGAUAUAUCCCAUCUGAAACCCAAAGCCAAACAUCCCCGACAACAAAGAAAAGGGCUAUGAGCAGCAUCAUCUACAACCCAGUUGAGGCAGGUGAUGAUGUGAUGCAAACUGCACAAUACAGGUCAUUGCUGGAGCAAGCAACUAAAACCCAGAAUCAAUGGCCAGAAGACUUGGAGUUUAAGGUGCAUCCCAGCGUCUUUGGUCACAUGCCUAAAGUGUCAAUAGUCAAAGCUCUUGCACAGCAGUUUCAAACUACCCCUGCGCCUGGAGAGCUUAAGCAAGAGGAAAGUCUGAUUAAUCAAAUUCCUUUAAAAAGUAAGGGAGCUCCCCCACCAACAGAACCCAUGGAAGACCAGACAAAGAUGAAGGCAAAGAGAAACCUAUCGGACGGUACUGACUAUCUGACUGUUGCUCAUAAGUAUAUACCGUCUCAAAGGUCACAGAGCUGGAAUGCAACAGAGAGGAAAGCAAUGUUGGCUAGCAAGCCGGGAGCCUCUAGCAGUGAGAUAGACCUUGCUGAACCGUUCAGGGUGCCAGCUGUUGGAGGGAAGGAUGUAGGAAAGAAAAUGGAAGCAGAGAAGAGAGAUGAUGAUGCACAGGAAGAGAAAUGA
This is a messenger RNA of Scomber scombrus (Atlantic mackerel), 5058 nucleotides long. RefSeq names its product transient receptor potential cation channel subfamily M member 1-like. Gene Ontology annotation, cellular component: membrane. The transcript is spliced from 27 exons. Gene Ontology annotation, biological process: calcium ion transport into cytosol; protein tetramerization. Lineage: Eukaryota; Metazoa; Chordata; Actinopteri; Scombriformes; Scombridae. Gene Ontology annotation, molecular function: calcium channel activity. The coding region runs from base 1 to 5058 and encodes 1685 amino acids. The record is from RefSeq and is a predicted model, not a curated record.